Messenger RNA from Chinchilla lanigera (long-tailed chinchilla), 4160 nucleotides. RefSeq names its product TAF5-like RNA polymerase II, p300/CBP-associated factor (PCAF)-associated factor, 65kDa (gene Taf5l). Bases 1323 to 3134 code for a protein of 603 amino acids. The record is from RefSeq and is a predicted model, not a curated record. NCBI's taxonomy places the organism in Eukaryota, Metazoa, Chordata, Mammalia, Rodentia, Chinchillidae. Gene Ontology annotation, biological process: regulation of DNA-templated transcription. The transcript is spliced from 5 exons. Gene Ontology annotation, cellular component: histone acetyltransferase complex; nuclear protein-containing complex. Gene Ontology annotation, molecular function: transcription coactivator activity; protein binding.
GAGAAAUCUGUUACAAUAUCUUUUUUGGCAAAUAUAUUCUAGAUCCUUUGUAGGCCUAGGUUUUUUCUGUUAAAAGCAAUGUGUUAACUUGCAUUUUUUUUAAUGAAUUAUAAGCCUGCCCUACCUUGAAAAUAGUUAAGCCAAGAAACCAAAAGGUGGACGGACUUGCCUUAAGCUCUUUUCUUUGUCAUCCACAAUAAAUUGGGGGGGGGGGUUGAACUGUGUUAUGUGCCUGUACCAAUUCUCCACAAUGAAUUUAAUCAUUCUAUACUGCAAACAUGUACUAAUACAAUUUAAAAGUAAGUUAGUGUAUUUUGGUAUAGGCAGGUUCCUUCCUUUCUGCUAGGUUUGUGUGUGCUUCUGUCACUGAAACUAGGAAAAGAUGUUACUGCUUAGUAAUUUGGCUUUUGGUUUUUAUUUCUCCAAUCAAACCUCUUUAGAGAAAAGGUUGUGUUUUUUGGUCGUUUUUUUUUUUUUUUUAUGAUUUAUUUUAGCUGGGAGAGGACCAAGGAUCGUGUGUUGAGCCUUUAUUGUUGAGGACACAGUACUAGAAGUCACAAUUCCAGCCUCUUGGAACUGCCAGCAACUCAGGUGGUAACUGUUCUGCCGAUUUUGCACCAGGCAUUUAGUACACAUUCACUUCUUGCUCCCUCAGGAUCCAUGGUCCAACGCAGGGUUUGUAAUGAAGCUGGGUACUGUAAAGGGUAAGAGCUGAGAGAGAACAGCCCAACAGCCAAAUUUCCACCCAGGAACUACAUAAUGAAAUAGUCUGGCUUCUUUGAACCUCAGUUUUCCCAUCUGAAAAAUGCUAUCUACCUUGUAGAGUUUCGAAUUUAAAGGAGAUCCUCAUGUGAACCAGUUAAAAGAGUGGCUAACUAGUGGGUGGUAGGUGUUAGUGGCAUGCAAGAUGGUGAGUGCUGUGAUAGAGGGUUAUUGGGGGGUGCAGGGAUCAAGGAGUCUGUGGAAGGGUAGGAGGAGUAGGCAGUUUAGCAAGGAACAGCUUUUUAAUCCAAAUCUAGGCACUAAGCACUUUCAGAAGGCAUGAAGAAGCCUAAGAUCAUUUAAGACAGCCUUCCUUUGUGAAAGUUGCAUUCUAGUGUAUGUAAUUAAUAUAUGCUGCAUUCCAAGGCAGGCUGUCUUGGAUUUUGUUUCUCCAAUCAGACCUCUUUAGAGAAAAGGUUGUGUUUUUUGUUUUAUUUCAUUUUUUGAAUGAUUUAUUUUAGUUGGAAGAGGACCCUCAGCACUGGUCUGAACAACUAGGCACCGUGGAGAAGGACAUACUGGUCUAAUACAACCUCAGCUGAUACUAGUUUGCGAUAUCUAUGCAGUCUUACCAAAUCAAUUAUAAAACAGAAAACCAGGUCAUGAAACGGGUGCGCACCGAGCACGUCCAGAUGGCAGUGUCCUGCUACCUCAAGCGCCGGCAGUAUGUGGAUUCCGAUGGCCCCCUGAAGCAAGGCCUGCGUCUGUCUCAGACUGCUGAGGAGAUGGCAGCCAACCUCACAGUCCAGUCAGAGUCUGGUUGUGCCAACAUAGUGUCUGCAGCCCCUUGCCAGGCAGAACCCCAGCAAUACGAAGUACAGUUUGGGCGGCUGCGGAAUUUUCUCACUGAUUCUGAUUCCCAGUACAGCCAUGAAAUUAUGCCUCUCCUCUACCCACUGUUUGUCUACCUCCAUCUCAGCUUGGUCCAGAGCAGCCCGAAGAGCACAGUGGAAAGUUUCUAUAGCCGCUUCCAUGGAAUGUUCCUGCAGAAUGCAAGCCAGAAGGAUGUUAUUGAGCAGCUGCAGACCACCCAGACCAUCCAGGACAUCCUGUCCAACUUCAAGCUUCGUGCAUUCCUAGAUAACAAAUACGUGGUCCGUCUCCAGGAAGACAGCUACAACUACCUGAUCCGCUACCUCCAAAGUGACAACAACAGUGCUCUCUGCAAAGUCCUCACCUUACAUAUCCACCUGGAUGUGCAGCCUGCUAAGAGAACAGACUACCAGCUCUAUGCCAGUGGUGGCUCCUCCCGCAGUGAGAGUACCGGCCUGGAGCCCCCAGAUGUGCCCAGCCCCAUUCUGCAGAAUGAGGCCGCCCUGGAGGUCUUACAGGAGAGCAUCAAACGUGUCAAGGAUGGCCCCCCCUCCCUCACCACCAUCUGCUUCUACGCCUUCUACAACACAGAGCAGCUGCUAAACACUGCAGAAAUUUCCCCUGAUAGCAAGCUGCUUGCUGCUGGGUUUGACAACUCCUGCAUAAAACUCUGGAGUCUGCGGUCGAAGAAGUUGAAAUCAGAGCCCCACCUGGUAGACACGUCACGUAUUCGCUUGGCUUGUGACACUCUGGAGGAAGAGGAGGAUGAGGAGGACAGCGCAGGCACAGAGAUGAAGAUCUUGCGGGGACACUGUGGACCAGUGUACAGCACACGUUUCCUCACAGACAGCUCAGGGUUGCUCUCUUGUUCUGAGGACAUGUCCAUUCGGUACUGGGAUCUGGGGAGUUUCACCAACACUGUGCUGUAUCAAGGACAUGCCUACCCUGUGUGGGACCUGGACAUCAGCCCCUACAGCCUAUACUUUGCCAGUGGGUCCCACGACCGCACCGCAAGGCUGUGGUCCUUCGAUCGGACGUACCCACUGAGGAUAUAUGCAGGACAUCUGGCAGAUGUGGACUGUGUCAGAUUCCACCCUAACUCUAACUACUUAGCCACAGGUUCAACCGACAAGACUGUCCGGCUGUGGAGUGCCCAGCAGGGGAACUCGGUGAGGCUUUUCACAGGCCACCGUGGCCCCGUGCUUUCUCUGGCUUUCUCUCCCAAUGGGAAGUACUUGGCAUCUGCUGGCGAGGACCAGCGGUUGAAACUGUGGGACCUGGCCUCUGGGACCCUUUUUAAAGAGCUGAGAGGCCACACAGACAGUAUCACCAGCCUCGCCUUCAGCCCUGACAGUGGCCUAGUGGCCUCUGCCUCCAUGGACAACUCGGUGCGCGUGUGGGACCUUCGGAACACGUGCUGUAGCGCUCCCGCAGAUGGCUCCUCCAGUGAGCUCGUGGGUGUGUACACUGGGCAGAUGAGCAGUGUCCUGAGUGUGCAGUUCAUGGCUUGCAACUUGCUUCUGGUGACCGGGAUCACACAGGAAAAUCAGGAGCACUGAUUCUUACCUUGGCUGGAAUGGACUGGGCUGUGGUGAGAGGCUCUGGCCACAGCAUGGACAUGCUGAGGAAAUUACUGAUGGACUGUGAAAGAGCCUGCCCACUGUUCAGCCUCAGUGUCAUGGGACUCAGGCAGGGCCUGGGCAUGGCUUGGUGAUGCCUGGACUCGAGAUGAGCACUAGGAUGCUCUGAGGUCGGUGGCAUGUUCCUAGAGGACCCUUGGGACCUCGUGUGCAAGCACCUUCCUGUUUGCAUCUUGUCCUCCAGCGUGCUUACUGAGGGCAGUUGCCAAGUGCUCUCCACGGCACCCCUAGACGCCUUUAGUUGGGCCACCCUCAAGGAGGGAAGUGGGGACAGAACUGGGAAAGGGAGCGAUGGUCCUUUUCCUGGAUGACAGAACCAGGAUUUUCUAUUAUUGUUAUUAUGAUUAUUAUUAUUACUGCGAAGAGGAGACCUAGCACUGGCAGAGGGGAACAUCUCUGCUUCUAUCUUCAGGUUUGACUCCUGGCACUGGCUGUGAUACUUGUAAUUUUGAGCUUCAGGGAAUUCAGAGAUUUUGGUGGCACAGUGUAUCAGGAAAGAGUGAAGUCUUGAGUGCACGUUGAGCACACCAAACCAUACCUAUAUGGAAGUCGGUGGGUGGGUUGACUGAGAACACUGGGCUCUUGCAGUGAUGGUGGGAAAGAGUCUUGGCUGCACUUCUAUCAAUAAUUCUUUCCCCUGAAAACAAAGAUUAUGGUAGGGUGGGGUGCAGCUUAGUGGUAGCACAUUUGCCUAGCAUGUGCGAGGCCCUGGGCUCAAUCCCUAGUACCUCCAAAAAAAUGAUUAUGGUAAAGAAUAAUUUGGAGUAAGUCAUAAAAUAGAAUUAGUGUUAGAUUUCGGAGUGACUGUUAAUCAGCUCUCUCUCCUGCAGUGAGCGCAUCACGAGGUGAAUCCUGAGUGUGCAUGCACAUGUCAAACUGUGCCCUGAGGAUAAAGCAAGUUCUAAUGUAUGGGGAAAGGAUUAAAUAUUUCUUUUUUUCCAAAAA